Molecule: messenger RNA, 318 nt
Organism: Haemonchus placei
Lineage: Eukaryota; Metazoa; Nematoda; Chromadorea; Rhabditida; Trichostrongylidae
Source: the annotation of a GenBank genome assembly
AUGGGCAGCAACGAAGAACAUCCGAUUCAAAUUGGCAUUGCAAAUGAAUACAAGCAAGACACCAGUACGGAGCAGGACGACAAUAGCCAUGACCUAACCGUACUACAUCAAGGAACGCAAAGCGAGAAUAUAGUUCUCUUAACCGGAGUGGCGCGGAUAUGGAAUAUGAAACGUCAACAAUGGCAACCGGGUAAAAUCCUUUUCGACACGGGCGCGGAUCAUUCGUUUGUCAGCCAGAAUUUGACGGAAGAUCUGGGACUAGGAUUCAUAGAGGUACGCAAUCUAGAAAUGUAUACCUUCAAAAGGAAAGAAAAAUAA